This is a messenger RNA of Exophiala mesophila, 1444 nucleotides long. RefSeq lists its product as uncharacterized. Lineage: Eukaryota; Fungi; Ascomycota; Eurotiomycetes; Chaetothyriales; Herpotrichiellaceae. Bases 144 to 677 code for a protein of 177 amino acids. Gene Ontology annotation, molecular function: peptidyl-prolyl cis-trans isomerase activity. Gene Ontology annotation, biological process: protein peptidyl-prolyl isomerization; protein folding. The record is from RefSeq and is a predicted model, not a curated record. The transcript has 2 exons. Gene Ontology annotation, cellular component: catalytic step 2 spliceosome.
ACGACAACUUCAAGGGCAGUCCCUCACCCCUAGACGAGGCCAGUGUGGUGCAGAGGGUGGUGUGUGGAUAUCCUCCAAUUCAGCUUUCUUCAUUUCUCCAGACGCGCUGCGGCCGCCGUUAGCGGUUGCACAGCCAAUGGAUCAUGUCUGUCACGUUGCACACCACACACGGUGACAUCAAAAUUGAGAUCUUUUGCGAAUCCGUGCCCAAGACGGCGGAGAACUUCCUAGCCCUUGCUGCCUCUGGCGCCUACGACAAAACACCGUUCCACCGAAUGAUUCCAGACUUUAUGGUCCAGGGAGGAGAUACCUCACAGUCGCAGCGACAGAAUGCAAGCGACGGCACGACUACGGUCGUCAAGGGUGGCACGUCUAUCUGGGGAGAAUACUUUGAGGAUGAGAUUAAAGUACCUGCACUACGACACUCUGGCCGAGGGAUGGUAUCGAUGGCGAACAAAGGCCCCCGGACCAACGGUAGUCAGUUCUUCAUCACGCUGAAAGAGGCACCACAUCUCGAUGGCAAGAACACCGUGUUUGGGCGUGUCAUCGAGGGUGCGGAAGACGGAGGUGCUUUGGAUCGCAUCGAGGCCGUUAAGGUCGACAAGAAAUACAGGCCAAAGGACGAAAAGAUUAUUCUGGAGUCUAUCACAAUACAUGCAAACCCGCUGGCUGAAUGAAGGAAGAACGAACGAGGGGUUUGCCAGCCCAACUCCAGCCUGAUGCAACCCGGUUAGCGAUUUCGAACCAUGCAGAACCAUGCCGAACACGAGUUCUCCGGGACGCCAGAGAGACGUCCUCAGCGCCGAUUUGCGACCUCGUCCGUCCAACGAGCACCUGAGGGAGGAGGAUCUCCUCUCCGUGUGCAGAUGGCACAACGCAUCUCUGCAUCUCUAAGAACAUCACGAUAUUUGCCAAAUAGCCCCACAAUACGAGAUUGGGUCAGUACAAUGCUGCCCGCGUUGUGAUGUCGAUCUUGUGAAACUCUGCAAUUGCUUUCUCACAUAGCGAGAAAGCAUUUGGAUCGAGAGACGCGGAGAAGUUCUCAAGAUGCCAGGAAAUUACGAGGCAUCCUCCAUGAGCACCACAGCUCCUCUCUUUGGUGGCUUGUUGCACUCCUAGAGAGCGCUAUGGGGAUGAUAUUAACAAGGCUUGAUGGGCUCUGCCUGUUCGUAUUUGACUAACGGCUCUGUGCAUCUGUCAUAUGGACAUGUUGGUAUGAGCACAUGACUUGUCAGGGUUGCUCUGGUGUACCACCGCUAUCAUGAAGGCCUUGGCUUUUGGACGUGGCUUCAGCUGAAUACGGUAGUAAUUGAAUCAAAUUCAACGGCUCAAGAGCCUUGUUCUUAUCUACGGGUUGUUUGCGAUCAUAUUAGCUGAACGUAUUAUGAGAAGCUGAUGAGGCUGAGGGGCUGGAAAUAUGAAAUCGCUAGUUCAGGCAGAUAUA